AACAUUAGGACUUUGUCCUGGCAAGGCUCAAUUUUCAGAAAGCUUUUAGUUGGUCUGUACUGCCUGGUUUAAAUAGCCAAACACCUGCUGAGCAAGCCUGUGAGUGGUUGUGUGUGCUUCUUCACUGGGGCUUUGCAGGGCGGGAGCACAAAGACAAUGAUUGUUACCCACUAAGCCAGAGUCACAUACUUCUACCAAUCGCCUUAGGAAGCCUGGUUACCAUGGAAUCCACCAUCUGUUCACUCCCCGCUGCCGGAAUGUGAUUAUCCUUUCCCGGACUGGGAACGUAGGGUUAGCAGGGGAGCCUGUGUGGUGUGAGAUGAUCUGCACGGCUAUUGGGAGGCUCCAUUUGGCUCACUGGAAGAACAAAUGAAGGGAGUUGUUCUCCAGCUGUUUGUGACGUGUAACCACAAGGAAUAAAUCAGCUUUUUUAAGGCAUCAAUACCUGUCCAAAGGUCAGUCCACCUUGUACAACAAGCAACACAACCACAGAGGCUCAGGGAAUAAAUGGGAGGACACCAGCAAAACGCUCAGCUGCAAGUCCAAAGCCACAAGUGCCUCCAAAGCCAUUACAUCUACAGAAUUCACCUUUAUCCCAUACACUCCAAGUCCCCAGGCUUAAAGCUUUACCCAGCGCAAAACCAAGGAUGGAGGAGUCUAAUCUGGCCCCUACUUCUUGUGCCUCAAAAGGAAAACCUAGCAAGGUAUCGGAUCUCAUCAGUCACUUUGAAGGAGGCAGUGUUUUGUCAAGUUACAUUGAUUUACAAAAAGAUUCUACUGUGAACCUAAAUACUCCUCAAACUCCAGGACAUCAUGGAUUGAAUUCCAUACCUACACGAAAAUUCCUGUGCCAACAUUCUCCACAGAAGCAGGAAAAUGAUACAGAUCAGACUCAGGACCAACAUAGUUGUUUGGCCAAUGGUGUGGUGGCAGCACAAAGCCAGAUGGAAUGUAAAGAUGAGAAAGAGAAUGCUCUUAGCCCAGAGACUUCCAUUCAAACUGCUGCAGCCUCUCUUGACACACACUGGGUAAAUGGAGAAAGAAAUGAAAUCACCACAGAUUCUGUGUCAUCCAUGACCAAUAGCCAUGAUGAAAAUGCUUCUGACAGCAACAGCAGGACUCCAGCUGCUGAUUUAGGGCCUCCCCCAAAAGGAGGAGAGCUAGGAAUGGAAACUGAGCUACAAGAGAGGGAAAACAGAGGGAGCACCUUAGAACUGGACAUGAUGGACCAGCACCAUGAAAUGAAGGAGACUAAUGAACAGAAACUUCACAAAAUAGCCAGUGAACUUUUGCUUACAGAAAGAGCUUAUGUCAGCCGGCUCAACCUCUUAGAUCAGGUAUUUUAUUGCAAACUAUUAGAAGAAGCAAACCGAGGCUCGUUUCCUGCAGAGAUGGUGAAUAAAAUCUUUUCUAACAUUUCAUCAAUAAAUGCCUUCCAUAGUAAAUUCCUAUUACCAGAGCUGGAGAAGCGCAUGCAAGAAUGGGAAACUACUCCCAGAAUUGGAGAUAUCCUGCAAAAGUUGGCACCAUUCCUUAAGAUGUACGGAGAAUAUGUAAAGGGAUUUGAUAAUGCAGUGGAACUGGUUAAAACCAUGACAGAGCGCGUUCCCCAGUUCAAAUCCGUGACUGAAGAGAUUCAGAAACAGAAAAUCUGUGGAAACUUAACCCUGCAGCACCAUAUGCUGGAGCCCAUUCAGCGGAUCCCUCGCUAUGAGAUGCUCCUGAAAGACUACCUGAAGAAGCUGUCUCCGGACUCCCCAGACUGGAAUGAUGCAAAAAAGUCACUUGAAAUUAUAUCUACAGCAGCAAGCCAUUCUAAUAGUGCAAUAAGAAAAAUGGAGAACCUGAAGAAACUCUUAGAGAUUUAUGAGAUGUUGGGAGAAGAAGAAGAUAUUGUAAAUCCCUCAAAUGAACUAAUAAAAGAAGGACAAAUCCUUAAACUAGCAGCUCGGAACACAUCAGCACAAGAGCGCUACCUCUUCUUAUUCAACAACAUGUUGCUGUAUUGUGUACCCAGAUUCAGCUUGGUGGGUUCAAAAUUCACAGUUCGAACCAGAGUUGGCAUUGAUGGAAUGAAAAUUGUGGAGACUCACAAUGAAGAAUAUCCACAUACUUUCCAAGUGUCUGGGAAAGAAAGAACUCUGGAGCUUCAGGCCAGUUCUGAGCAAGACAAAGAAGAAUGGAUCAAGGCCCUUCAAGACAGUAUUGAUGCUUUUAAUCAAAGGCAUGAAACCUUCAGAAAUGCAAUUGCAAAGGAUAAUGACAUUCCCCUAGAAGUUUCUACUGCAGAGCUAGGCAAAAGAGCUCCAAGAUGGAUACGGGAUAAUGAAGUAACAAUGUGCAUGAAGUGCAAAGAGUCCUUCAACGCACUGACAAGAAGGCGGCAUCACUGCCGAGCCUGUGGACAUGUGGUUUGUUGGAAAUGUUCUGACUACAAAGCUCAGCUUGAGUAUGAUGGUGGAAGAUUGAACAAAGUUUGUAAAGACUGUUAUCAGAUAAUAAGUGGAUUCACAGACAGUGAAGAAAAGAAAAAAAAGGGGAUUUUAGAGAUUGAGUCAGCAGAAGUAUCAGGAAAUAGUGAGGUAUGCAGUUUUCUCCAGUACAUGGAGAAGUCAAAACCUUGGCAGAAAAUAUGGUGUGUGAUCCCCAAGCAAGACCCCCUUGUGCUGUACAUGUAUGGUGCUCCUCAGGAUGUCAGAGCCCAGGCGACCAUACCACUCCUGGGCUACAUUGUGGAUGACAUGCCUAAGAGUGCAGAUCUGCCACACAGUUUCCGACUGACUCAGUCCAAGUCUGUGCACAGCUUUGCUGCAGACACUGAGGAACUGAAACAGAAAUGGCUGAAAAUCAUCCUUCUAGCUGUCACAGGAGAGACACCAGAUGGCCCACGUGAGCAUCUAGACACUUUAAACAAUCUCCCUGGACCAAAAAAAAAGUCAGAAUGCUAAACUCCAGCAGCUGCCAGUGUGGAGAUUCUGGUAAGACAAAUAGCUCAAGAUAUUGCCAGCUCCUUCCUUGUCUUAUAGCACUUUACAUUGAGAAAUAUGGUUUAAUAAAUAUACCUGUCAGAAACUUUUUUUCAUGUUUGCAUACUCUUUGUAAAAUCAGUGUGCAGAGCCAUUCUACUGUUGAAGUUCUGAAAUAACAUGGAAGAUGGAACAUUUUUGAUAAGCUAUUCCUUAACUAUAUAUACUUUGUUCAAGGCUCAAGGGGGAAAAUGUAAGUUGACGGUCUCACUACCUGGUUAUAAUGGGCCUUUCAUUUAAGAAAUCCUUCAGUGUCUUGUUCACGGACUUGCAAUGGUGUGAAAGAUAUACCUCCCAUGUAACCAAAAUAAAUCUGUGGUAAAAAGUCUAGAGACAGUUUAGAGUAUUGUAUGAGCUUGUCUAGUUUGUAAGUCUCAUGCUACAUAAAUGGUUUCUGUUCUUAAUACAAUACAAAAAAAUAAAAGUUGCUGCUGUCAUACUAUUUUACUUUAUAUAAUGCUUGUUUUUGUAGAAUUACCCUAAUAAUAAAAUAUCUAAAAUAUAAAUCAGUUUAUGUACAUAUAGUUUGGAAAAUCAAUAUGAACAACAUGAGCUUUUCUCUUCAGCUUGAUGUUCAUUUUCACUCUGGUUCAUUUUUUAAAUAUAAAACCUAUUUUAUCUCUGAACUCAGCAGUGUUCUAAACUUAAGAAAAAUUUUGGUAAUUUAUGUUGAACUUAUUGGAAUCCAAGUGUAUUAAUAUUUUUAUAGUAAAAAGCAGUGAUUUAUGUGGUGUGGGAUAUAGUUUGAAUUCCAACAGUAUUUUAGAGUACUAUUUUUUUGUUCUGUACCUAUUUAAAGCAGUGCCUCUCUUAGAAGGUGCUAUUAAUACUUAUUUAGAUAAACAAUGAGAGUUUAGUUAAUAUUAACUAAACACUUAUUUUUUUUUUAUCGAAACAAAGUCAUUCUGUAUUUAUGACUUAAAACAGUGGUUCCCUUUUUUAAAAAAAUAUGGAACGCUUCACGAAUUUGCGUGUCAUCCUUGCGCAGGGGCCAUGCUAAUCUUCUCUGUAUCGUUCCAAUUUUAGUAUAUGUGCUGCCGAAGCGAGCACCUAAACACUUAUUUUUAACUACCCUGAUUUUUCUCAAUUUAAGUGCACUUUGGUCACUGAGAUUAAAAAUUGAUUAUUUUACAUUUUACAAUAACAUAAUUGUCUUAGUAACUUAACAUCAGCAUGAACAAAAAUGUUUCCUAAAACUUGAACAGUAUAAAACAUCUGAGCCAGGUGGUGGUGGCACACGCCUGUAAUCCGAGCACUUGGGAGGCAGAGGCAGGUGGAUCUCUGUGAGUUCAAGGCCAGCCUGCUCUACAAAGGGAGUUCAGGACAGUGAAGACUACAAAGAGAAACCCUAUCUCAAAAAUAAAUAAAUAAAUAAAUAAAAAUAAAAAAAUAAAAAGACAUCUGUCCUUAUACAGACCUAGGGUAUGUGGAAGACAUUUUUUUUAAUGUUUAAUGUUUUCCUUUCUGUAAGACUAUUAGGAGUGCUUAAAUGAGGACUACGUAUAAUGAACACUUAAGAUGACUGUGAACUUUGCUUUUGUCAGUUACAAAACAGGUCUUUCGUAUGCCAGCUUAUCUGGGAGAAGAGAGUUACUAGAUAGAUAGUAAAGGAAAUUUAUGUGUAAUCAUUCACUAGAAAAGUGAUCUGAAACCAGUAUUUCAGAUUCAAUAAUGGCAUGUUUCCAGGAGAUGUGAAUAAUCAAAGAAAGUGCAGAAUUAUUCUCCCUUUUUAUAUCCCAAGUGGACUUUCAGAUGAACUUUGAGCUUGUGACUAAAAUUUCAUGUUUUAACAUAAUACUUUCUCAUAUUGGAGUUUUUCUUACUUUUCCAUUCUCCAAACAUUACCACUUUUACUGCACUGUUUAUUUGGGAUCCAUAAGAAUGUCUCCAACUGCACACAGUCUUCAAGUCUGCAUUGAGAUGUAGAGUAUAGUACUCAGAAUUUGAGACCAUCACACAUUUAUACAACUCAUGAUGCAUAAGAAGUGUCUCUUGUUUUUCCCUGUUCCAAAGGAACAAGGGAACCAAUGAGAGUCCCUGCCUCAUGAAAUACCAGAUAUGAACAUUAACAUUAAAUCAUCUGUUUAGAGCCACUAAUGGCAGAAACAAAAAAGGCUAACUCAUUAUUCCCUACUAUAUGAAGGCUAAAUAAAAAGAAAUUGUGUGUUGUUUCUCUCUUCUAGUUGUCAAUACUGAUGCUGUGUCUGGGUGGGAGAAAGAGACAGGUGUGCAGGAUGCCUGUUGACAAAAUUGAACAAUUCCUGUACACCUUAUUUUUCAUAUUUCAAGAAAAAAGAAGCAGUUAAAUAUAGAAUGACUACAUCAGAAUAAAGAUGACUUUUGUAAACAUGAAUGGAAUAAUGAUUGGGAUAUCCCACUUAGAUGAUUUUCAUCAGAUUAUUUAAAAAAAAAAAACCCUAUUUGAUCAGCAACAAGAGUACAUGUUUGCCUACCAGCAAAUUCUCAAAUAGAAGUAAUGUGGAUAGAUAUUCAGUAUUGUAAAACUUAGAUUAUUGAAAGGAUACUAAUAAAAAGGAUGUUAGCAUGUUCUUAUUGUCAUAAAAUAAGGAAUGUUAGUGGCAGAAGAGGAUUUGUCCACCUUUACCUGUGUCUCACUCUUAGCUAAGUGCAAACAGUGAGUAGCUUCCCUCCUCCCUGCCUCUCUCUCUCUCUCUCUCUCUCUCUCUCUCUGUCUGUCUCUCUCUCAUCAUUAAUAUUCUUAAUAGGAGAAAAAAGUAAUAGAAUAAUAUUAGUUACUUAUUAAAAACUCAAAUCUGGAGCUAAGGAAAAUUCUAUGCAAGAAUGAGAAACAGGUCAGUCAGAGUUCCAGAACCCACGUAACGACCAGGCAAACAUGGCCCAGUGCAGCAGAGGCAGGGACAGGAAAUCUUGGUCAGGCAUGCUAGUCAGAUGGCCAAAGCAGCAAGUAUAGGUACAGCAAAUAGCCUUGCCUCAAUACAUGAGGUAGAGAGGCACCAAGGAAGUCUCCUUACAUCAACCUCAGAUCUCUACACAUGUGCACAAUUUCCUAAAUAUAUGUGAACACACAUGCAUGGAUACUGUGCACAUACAUAUUCAAAAUAUUAAUUCAAGUAAACUCUAAUCCAAGAUGUUAUUAGAAUAAUUAACCUCUUGAGAUAACUGGGGUUUCAUGAGAAAUUGAGCCUGCAAAUAGCAUCAGUUGCUUUCCUGUUCAAAUAAAUGUUCUAUGUUGUUCUUAUUAUGCUGUACACUCUAAUUUUGUGCGUCCAAAAGUCAUCUUUAAGAAAAGUGUCCUUUCUUCAAACUUAAGAAAAUAUGUCUUUGAUAAAACUCUUACUCAUUAAAAGCAAACCAACUUUCAACUUAAUUGUUGCUUUUGUUGAAAGUCUACCAUUUAGUAAAUAUAAGAUGUGGUGCAUACUUUUAUCUUGAGUAUUAAAUAGAUUUCAAUAAUCAAAAAUGCCACUAGUCACUUUCGUAAUAAUGCCAAGCAAUAAAGAUCUCCAGGUAUGAGUUCAUGCUAAAAGUUUAAUAUGAAGACCCUAAGCCACAGCAUAUAAAGAAUCAACUUCCUAGAAGUGAUGUGAAAAGUCAAAUGGCUGAGCACAGGGAAAGGAAUGGAAGGUAUUGUUUUAAUGCUUCAGAUACUAUCAACUGUAUUUUAUUUUUACAAACGAUAUAUGCAGAUAGUGAAACAGUUAAUUUCCUCUGCUCUGUUUUAUCAGCUGUGUUGUGUUUUCUGUGAACUGAUUUCAACAUAAAUUCCAUGGUACUUCAUGGUUAUCAAAGAGCCACUGAAGCCUUCUAAAAACUUUUUCUCAGAAAUAUUCUGAAGUUCAUGAUGGUGUUUUUCCUCCUCUUUUUUGACAGAGAAGGUUUCCCUCCAAUUAUCUUCAGAUGUCAUUUGUUUAUCUCUCAAGCUUUAAGGUAUUCAGAGCAUAUUGUCUGCAGUGCACUGUUAAUCAUGAUCUGUCAUUGCAAGUAAACAAAUAAAUUUCUAGGAAGCACAGGUCUUCUUUGGGCAGUUAUCUCUGCUAGAAGGUAACUUUCCUACAUCAAAUGAUGUUCAUGAUAAUAGAUCCAAGAUAAGCACAUGAUAUUUAUAGCCUAAAAUUUGAAAGACAGGACUAUCGUAGUGUUUUCAGUUUUUAAUGUUGUAUUGUUCAAGAGUGAAUGAAUAUAAGAACUGUGGCUAACGAGUUCCUCUUGUUAGAAUUAUGUUAAUAUCUGUAGUGGAUCCUCCUAGUUCUUUAUUCUUAGUUUCAUUAGAAUCAAAUUGUUUUUAUUUUUCUAUAACUAUCAAACAAUAGGUUCACUAGACCGGAAAAAAAUGUUUUAAACCACUAUAUCUAUUUUAAAACCCUGCCUGUGACUUUAUAGCUAUAUGUGUAAGUGUAAAAAUUAUUAAUCAUCAAUUCUCACCAAAGGAACAAAAUGUAUGUAAAUUUAAGUUAAGUAUUAACAAAAAAUAUUCAUAUGUAUUUUUAAUGUUAUAAUUCAACCUUGCCAAGGCCCUGAAUCUUGCUAGGGUACAGGAAGAAACAAUUUUGCUUUUGUUACAGGUAUAUAGAGAGCACUGAGCUUAGCAACUGAAAUAAGGAAUAGAUAUAGAUGGGUAGAUGGACUACUGUCUCCUGGGUCCUGAAGUCCACAAGGAAAUAAAGUGGAAGGUAUCUAUGUACUCGUUUGUUAAUGGAAUCCUGUACCCAGGCUUUGACCAUGGCCUCUAAAUUAUAGCUGACACUAUCUUAUUAUUACUUUAUUUUUCCUUUAAUCUUUUAAAAAAUAAUUUCAUUCUAUAAAUCAUUUUCUUCUAAAGUUAACUUCUUAAGCUAAGGGCAUGGCCAAAUGCUGUGUGUUUUUUGUAUUCAAGAUUAAAUAACAAAUGGCUUCUACAAGAUGGUUAAUUUGUUGGGGGGGGGGCGGGUGAGGGUCGUCCUUUGUCCUAAAAUUCAUUGUGAUCAAUUUGGAAAAAAAAUCAAAUUUUAGUAUAUUUUAAUAAGUGAAUACUAAAUACAUAAAGUAAAGACAGGUUUGGAAACAAACAGACCUUAGAGCCCAUUAUGAUGACAGAAUUGUUUUGUGUAUUACAGUAUAUGAGGACUCAUAUAUAUAAUAGAUAUCAUUAGCAUAUAAUCAUUUGUAUGUAAAAACAGGCUGGUAUUUCCUAUUUUAAGGGACAAUUAAGUGUUAUUAAAAAUUAUCUUGAUUUUUCUUUUGACUUGUUGACCAAGUUUGAAAAGGCAUAUCAGAAUUUUAUAGUUGACUCUAAUGUGAAAAAAAUAAAACAUCCCUAUUUUCCAGUGGUAUGAAUGUAUAAUACUUGGACAUAGUGUAUAUAUAGUAUAACAUCUGUAUAUUUGAUCAUAAAGGCCUUGAUAAUUGAAAGCCUUGUAAAAUUAAGUCCUUUAAUUCUUGUUAAAUAUGAAACAUUUGUAUCUUGUAAAUAAAGACAUCCUUAAAUUGGU
Molecule: messenger RNA, 8476 nt
Organism: Meriones unguiculatus (Mongolian gerbil)
Lineage: Eukaryota; Metazoa; Chordata; Mammalia; Rodentia; Muridae
Gene: Fgd4
Product: FYVE, RhoGEF and PH domain containing 4
Exons: 17
Coding region: 648-2948 (766 amino acids)
Biological process (GO): filopodium assembly; cytoskeleton organization
Cellular component (GO): cytoplasm
Molecular function (GO): guanyl-nucleotide exchange factor activity; metal ion binding
Source: RefSeq, a predicted model, not a curated record